AUGACCGCACCGUACACCUUGACGGCGUUCGAUGAAGAUCUUCCGGUCCUCUUCCACCAUGAUCUCUACGCGGGAAUAGACCCGAACAAAUUCAGAGGUUCUGCUUUCGGCAAGGUCGUCUUCAUUACUGGAGCAUCUCGUGGGAUCGGCGAAGCCACAGCGAUCGCCUUUGCUGAGGCUGGGGCUAGCAUAUUCUUAGUCUCGCGCAAACUAAGUACUCUCGAGUCAGUCAAAGCCAGCAUCUUAGCGGUCUCGCCUGCGACAGCAGUGGGGAUCCAGCCGGCCGAUGUCACCGUGCCAGAGGAAGUUCACACAGCUGUUCUUUCAUGUAUCGCACAAUUCGGGAAGAUGGAUAUUGCUAUCGCCAAUGCCGGCGCAUCAGAAAAACUUGGCACUUCUCUCAUUGAUAUUGAUCCUAACGAGUGGUGGCGGAUAUGGGAGGUGAAUGUCCGGGGAACCUUCAAUACUGCCCACUACACUGUGCCCUACCUCAAAGAAAGGGCAGGAUGCUUGUUAAUAACAACCAGCCGAGCGGCCCAAAAGCGCCGCGCGGGAACUUCUGCCUAUGGCACUUCAAAGCAUGCCAUCAACCGCCUCACAGAAUUCAUUGCUCUCGAAAACGAAAAGGAUGGGGUUAAAGUGUUUGCCGUGCAUCCCGGCUCUGUGAAAACUGACAUGUCCAUCAAUGAUGGUGGACCGAUGAUAGCUGAUCUCCUGAUUGACGACGUGAAGCUGCCCGCUUGGACAAUGGUUCGGUUAGCGUCGGGUUCUGACAACUAUCUCUCCGGUCGAUACGUAUCCGCCUAUUGGGAUCUGGACCAGGUCGCAGCGCUGUACAAGGCGCGCAUUUUGAAAGAUGAUGCGUUAAAAAACAGGCUGUCCCUUCCCAUCUAA
Messenger RNA from Dacryopinax primogenitus, 894 nucleotides. RefSeq names its product NADP-binding protein. The transcript has 9 exons. The coding region runs from base 1 to 894 and encodes 297 amino acids. Gene Ontology annotation, cellular component: membrane. Gene Ontology annotation, molecular function: oxidoreductase activity. The record is from RefSeq and is a predicted model, not a curated record. NCBI's taxonomy places the organism in Eukaryota, Fungi, Basidiomycota, Dacrymycetes, Dacrymycetales, Dacrymycetaceae.